Danio rerio (zebrafish) is the source of this 5425-nucleotide messenger RNA. NCBI's taxonomy places the organism in Eukaryota, Metazoa, Chordata, Actinopteri, Cypriniformes, Danionidae. The record is from RefSeq and is a predicted model, not a curated record.
CUCUUAGUCAACACAGCGCUUCACGGGUCAGGACAUAAAGGAGUGUGGGGUCUCUAAAGCAUCUAAACCGUCUCCGUACACCAUCUUUCUCUCAUACAGGACACUGAAAAGGCAGAUCAUCAAGCAAGACCUUCUCAUUGGUCUCUCUUUUCCUAGUCAUUCUGCUCGCUCAGACUUGGAUAGAGGACAACAAUACAGUUCUCAGUGCUUCUCGGACUGUGGGAGCAGAAGGCAACAUAAAGUCCGGACUGCUAAAAAGGAGCGUCUUUGUGAUGGUUUAUUCCAGGAACAGAUGGACUUUACAGUGGACGUUUCUUUUGACUCGCUUUUAAAGUCUUCGCUGACUUCGACACAAAGUCAUCUGUGAACCGAGACCUGUUACUUGGGACCAUAUAUAUAUAUAUAAAAAGGUGAAGAUGAGGUCAAGGACCAGUGACAUGGAGGGGCCAGAGAACAGACCACUGAAGCCACUCGCAAAAAUACACACCAUUGAGAAAGAGGGAAGCAAAGCGGAGCUGCUGAUGAAGAAAAGCAGAGAGCAGGAGGAGAAGGAGAGCAGCGAGGAGAAAGCUGACGUCUGCGGGACUCUCAAUAAGCCUCAGAAACAUUGCAGGAAGCAGAUGAAGAGAGCCGGACUGAUGGAGCUGUCCAAAGAAGAUCUGGUCCAUCUGCUGGGGGUCAUGGAGGGAGAAGUGCAGACUCAAGAGACUGCUGGAGCAAGAGAAGGCAUACCAGGCUCGCAAGGACAAGGAUCACAGCAAACGUCUUGAAAAAAUUCAGGAGGAGUUGGUAAAGUUGAAAUCAUUUGCCCUGAUGCUUGUGGAUGAAAGGCAGCUUCACAUCGAACAGAUUGACCAGCAGAAACAGAGGGUCCAGGAUCUUGGCAAAAAGCUACAUGAAAAAGAGCAGCAGUUGGAGAUCAUCAACAGCAAAGCUAAAGAAGACAGCCAGGAGAUCAAGAGACUGGAGCUCGACAUUGAACAUAAGGCCUUUAAAUUUUUGCAGGAACAUGAGGAGAUGACCGCCAAGCUGGCCAAACAGGAGUCUGAAAGUCGACAGCUGCGACUAAAGCUGGCCGGCCUGUCCCGCAGGAUUGAGGAGCUGGAGGAGACCAAUCGCACCCUGCAGAGGUCUGAGGAGGACCUUCAAGACCUGCGGGACAAAAUAAGCAGAGGAGAAUGUGGGAACUCGAGUCUAAUGGCUGAGCUGGAAAACCUUCGGAAGAGAGUUCUGGAAAUGGAGGGCAAGGAUGAGGAGAUCACAAAAACAGAAGCACAGUGUAAGGAGCUAAAGAGGAGGCUUCAGGAUGAGGAAAAUCACAGUCGUGAGCUGAAACUGGAGGUUGAGAAACUCCAGAAGAGGAUGGUGGACAUGGAGAAACUGGAGGGAGCUUUUAAUGUGAGCAAAUCUGAAUGUUCCCAGCUGCACUCCAACCUGGAGAAAGAAAGAACCUUGACGAAGAGCUUGGCGUGUGAGUUGGAAAUGGUGAAAAACCAUAUUAAAGAUCUUGAAUGUUCAGAAUCGAGACUGGAAAAGGCAGAGGUGGGUUUAAAAGACGACUUGACCAAAUUAAAGUCUUUCACGGUGAUCCUGAUGGAUGAGAGGAAGAGCAUGGCAGAGCGAAUCAAGCAAGAAGAGCUGAAAAGUGAAGAGUUGAACAAGCUGUUUAAAGCAGAGCAAUGCAAGGUCAUGGAGGUCACGGAAAAGCUAAUUGAGGAAAGUAAGAAGCUUCUUAAACUGAAGUCCGAAAUGGAGAUCAAAGUGUCGGCUAUUACUAAGGAAAAAGAUGACGUGAAGUCUCAACUUGCAAGUGAGGAAGAGAAGCGACAGGAUCUCAGCAUAAAGUUAUGUCAGAUGCAAAGCAAAAUGGAUGAGCAAGAGGAGGCUGAGUGGCAGUAUUCAAGAAACCGAGCGAAUGUGGACAAAGUUGGAUUUGCUGAAGAGGACAACAAGGUUAAGGAGCUCACAGUGGAGAUUGAGAGACUCAGGAACCGUCUUAAACAACUUGAAGUGGUGGAAGGUGAUUUGUUGAAGACUGAAGAUGAGUAUGACAUGCUUGAGAAGAAGUUCAGAACUGAGCAAGACAAGGCUAACACUCUUUCCCAACUCCUAGAGGAAAUGAAGUCGCAGAUCACCAAGAACAAGGCUAUAGAAAAAGGAGAAUUGGUGAGCCAAGAAGCUGAGCUGAGGCUACGCUGCAAGAUUGAGGAGGCCAAAACAAGAGAUCUCAAAGCUGACGUAGAGGCACUAAAGGAGAAGAUCCACGAGCUUAUGAACAAGGAGGACCAACUCUCUCAACUUCAAGUGGACUACACUGUUCUCCAGCAGAGGUUUGUUGAGGAAGAGGAUAAAAAGAAAAACAUGAGUCAAGAGGUUGUCAAAUUAACCAAAGAGUUGGAGGCUACCAAACGUUACAGCCGUGCCCUUAGACCCAGCAUGAAUGGAAGAAGGAUUGUUGACGUUCCUCUUACUUCCACAGCAGUACAGACUGACGCAGAUAUAAACGAAUACACCGAAGAUGAGACUCCGGCAGUGUUUAUUCAGAAGUCGGUUCUGGAGGAAAAUCACAUCAUGAGUAAUCUGAGGCAGAAAGGUCUUAAGAAGCCAACUGUGUUGGACCGUUAUCCACCGGCAGCUACAGAUUUGGGGAUGAGAAAGUCUUGGAACCCUUGGAUCAAGAAGAAAGAAGCUGUUACAAUCACUCAGGAUGUUCCUGCAACCCAACAGGUCAAUGGAACAACAUCACGACAGUCACCAGAAAUAACCAUGUCUCAGAAAACAGGUCAGCCCCUUCAUAUUAAGGUGACUCCAGACCAUCUAAGCAGCACUGCCACAUUGGAGAUCACCAGUCCACGUGCUGAGGAUUUCUUCUCUAGCACUACUAUCAUCCCAACUCUUGGGCUCCAAAAACCUCGCAUAACAAUCGUUCCUACUUCCAUGUUGCCAAAAUCGAAGGUCAACGAAGGGGCAACAGAACGAAUGAAGUCUCCAGUCACCAUAACUGCCAUCUCCAGAGCUAAAUCUCCAAGCAAAAGCUCAGAGCAUCCCACUUCUCCUCUGUCUAUUAUAACUGUUAGUGCGACCCCGGUGUCCCAAACAUCCCCGGAGCCCCAUGAGAUGACCAUGGGUAGAGCGGUAUUCAAGUUGACUCCUGAAAAGCAGACAGUUCCUUCACCCAUCCGCAAAUACAACUCUAAUAUUAUAACCACAGAGGACAACAAGAUCCAUAUCCACCUGGGGUCACCUGGGUUCAAGAAAGCUCAGGAUGAGCGAAGCGGCACCGUGACCGUCUGGCCUAAUGGGUUGAGUUCAGACGGUAAGGAGAUGCCAACAGGGACGGUUCUGCGUUCUCCUAGACAGACGUCUGCUAAUAUCGGGAACAUGAUCCAGGGAAAGGUGACCAGUAGCAUCACGAUAACCCCCAUCACCUCGGCACCAUCCAGGUCAACUCAGUCUGUGAAUGGAACGGAUGUGCAAUCAUCUCGCUCCACGGCCACAAGAAUCCCCAUGUCAAAAGAGAAUGUUGUCCUCCAUGUGAAUCGAGAGCCGCGCUGAAAAGGCUGCGUUUUGGAUGAUUUCCGUAUAAUAUGCCUGACUGAAGGGUCUCUACACCUGCCCUGCAUUCAAACGCACCCAUAAAACCAGGCGCAAGUCCAGUUCAAGCAGGAGGAUCUGUCGUGCGGCGGCACAGAUGAAGCACGCAUGCACCGAUUAUUCCAACGCAAUCUCAUGGCAAUUCGUAACAUUUUGAUUUUGUGGAUAAUUCGUAUGAAUUCGUACGAUCUAAUUCAUACAAUUUUGUACGAUUUGCUCAUCACCCAAUGACAGUUGUCGCACAUUUUCAUACAACUGAACUUGUAUGAAUUUGUACGAUUUAGCCACUAAACUGACAAAGCGUAAAAUACUUACGUUUCCUCGUGAGAUCAGGCUGGAUUACUCCAGGGAAUCAAACAGCAGAUCGAUGAGUGAAGCAUAUGGGAUGCUUCGGUCAGUGAAGCAUGUGGAGAAAAAUGAAACAAUUGAACAGUGUAGAGCAUAUAAUAAAGAGAGACAUGCUGGAAAUAAAGAUAAAUACAGAUGGAAAAAAGAUGACAUUAGAACUAAUAUUAGGCAAUAGAAUGUAUAAUAAUAAAAAUAAAAAUUUUCAAAGACACAGGAAAUUUAAGCAGAAUAUAUAUAUUUUUUCUCUUUUCCUGUCUCGUUGUCACUCCACUCUCCAGCACAGUUGGUGGUAAUGCGUCUAAAAUUUGCAACCCAGGCUCAUUGUGAUUGCGUCUCCCUAUUUACAUUUCUGGAAAGAGUAAAAUAUAUCCCUGGAGGUAUGUUUUUUUUGGCAGUUUUUGUUUUCGCGAAUCCACCAGAAGCCGAUGUGUUCGCUUUUUCAGAUCUAAAAUUUCUCUCGCAAGUGCCAUUCGCGUCUGCUGUUCCCACAUAAAUCCAACAGAGGCUGCAGUCGACUGACUGACAGAAUGACUAAUCGAUCCCCCCACCUUCCUCUUUCCCCAAACCCAAUCAAUAGUGUUUUCUAAAGCACCGAUUGACCCGCCCACCCCUAAACCCAACCGAUAGUGUUUUCAAAAGCAAUCCAGAAAAAGGAAAGCCCUUGGCUAAUUUUACCAUGCUUUCAGGUUUUACCCCUUUCUCACCUUGUUAUUUACUUGUUUAUAUAUUUUUUUGGCUUCUGUUCUUGUCUUAUCUUGCUUUCUGGAACCGUUCUUCACCAGACUCGAACCACGUUGUCAUGGUCAACUACUUUUUGCAUCUCAAGUCCGCCAGCGUACAUGUCGAGCUACUGGGCAAACGUAACAGUGGGAAAGCCGUCCUUAUGAAGGUAAGCGGUCAGUUGGUAGCACGAAAAUGAUUUGCGUCAUACUGACCCGUAUCGUUCGUUUUAAAGAUGAAAUGCAGCCAUACGUAGCUCUGGCUACAUAAUUCAUGAUCUCCAGAAAUAUAUGUAGGGCUACUUUUUCAAAGUGAGCCUGUGUUGCAACGUUGGCUUGCCUAUUGCCACUAAACAUCAGAAAAAGAAGCAUACAGGUUGCUGCUACUGGUAAAGAAAGUUUGAGUGAAAGAAGACAAACAGCACACUAGAAGUUAAGCCAUGCGAAAAGAGGUGUGUUGUAAGAGUAAAUGUUUCACCCCAGUCUAUAUUAAAUCAUUAAAUAUAUCUACAUUCUUAUUUUGAACAAUUUAUCAGUUUGUACUGUUUUGAAAUGCAUCUAAAUGUUUUCAUUUUGUUAACUUCUAUUUCUUUGUGCACAAUUACAAAAUAAGAGCCCUUCAAAGAAACUUACAGCUGUGUUUCUGGAUUUAAAAAACUGACUGAUUCCACAGGCCAGACUCACCUCAACUUGAUAGCUCACCUUGUCGCUCUCUCUUUUCAGAUAUGUCUAAAUUAUAAAAUAAAAGCACCCUAAAUCCUCUG